GUAAAACAUCAGGUCUAGAAUGAUAAUAAUCUACACAAGAAUUAAACAUUUAACGACCUUCAUUAGAAUAUAAUCUUAGAUUGAAAUCAGUUGAAACGCGUCAUUCUCUCAGCGCAACGUGACUAUACAUAUAGCAGACGAUGAUUGAAUUGAAUGAGCGCGAGUGAUACGAUAAGUCGAUACAGAAGUUUGAUUUUCACGUGUAGUCUUUAUCGAUUGUAUUUUAUAACAUUUUCGUGAUUAUUGUUACACUCGCUAUUGUUUUUCGAGUUUGAUCGCAGAAUGGAAAACAAAAAAAAUAUACCGUACUCGGCAGCCGGUGAUAAGGAAGAAGAUGAGAUAUUAUUGGAACCAUUUAGUUAUAUUCUACAAGUGCCUGGUAAACAGGUCAGAGCAAAAUUAGCACAAGCUUUCAAUUACUGGUUGAAAAUACCGCAGGAUAAGCUUCAAGCCGUUGGAGAUAUAAUUCAAAUGCUUCAUACUUCCAGCCUCUUAAUUGAUGAUAUUCAAGAUAAUUCAGUCUUAAGAAGAGGUAUUCCUGUAGCACACAAUAUUUAUGGAAUAGCUAGUACAAUAAAUGCUGCAAAUUAUGUAUUGUUCAUCGCCUUGGAGAAGGUUAUUGCUUUAAAUCAUCCAGAGGGUACGCAAGUAUAUGUAGAACAGUUAUUGGAACUUCAUAGAGGUCAAGGUAUGGAAAUUUAUUGGAGAGAUAACUAUAUUUGUCCUUCUGAAACUGCUUAUAGACAGAUGACUAUUCGCAAAACUGGUGGACUUUUUAAUCUAGCUGUCCGCUUAAUGCAAUUGUUUUCAAAUUGCAAAGAGGAUUUCACACCUUUAGCAGGAAUUAUAGGACUUUAUUUUCAAAUUCGUGACGAUUAUUCUAAUUUACUCCUUCAGGAGUAUGCUGAAAAUAAGAGCUUUUGUGAAGACUUGUCUGAAGGGAAAUUCAGUUUUCCCAUAAUUCAUGCGAUACAAAGUCAUCCUGAAGAUAGACAACUGAUGAAUAUCUUGAGGCAGCGGACUAAGGACAUCGAUGUAAAACGUUACUGCAUUAAUUUAUUAGAAAAAUUUGGCUCUUUUGCAUAUACAGAAACUGUGCUCGAAGAAUUAGAUAAGAAAGCAAGAAAUGAGAUAGAACGUCUUGGAGGUAAUCCUUUGUUAAUAGCACUUUUAGACGAAAUUUUAUUGAAUUUUAAAGAUAAGGAUACUAUGCUAAGAAGAAAAGCUGUAUCUUAAAUUGUCUUCUCAAUAAUAAUACUAAUAUAAACAAACGUCUGGCCUCACGUAAAGAUAGAAACCUAUAUUGUGACCAGAAUAUAUGUAUAUACGACUUUAAUAACAACUUACAAUGUGGAACUAGAUAUUUGGUACAAAAUAUCAAUAUGUAUAAAUAUACAUAUAUAAAUAUUUAGUUUAUUGUCUGUAAUCUGUAAGGAAGAAAAACAAUAAGAUUUGUGAUCCACCAAAACAGCGUUUGUAAAGCGAAUUUACAUUUAAAAUUUCAUCUAUAAACAUUUGAAAGCUUGACUGCCAAUUGUAAUCGUGCAAAACUUGAUUCCAAUCAUUUUUCAUAAUCUACCCACUUGUAAUGAGACACAGUGUUUAAUAAAAUGUAAUUUAUUCUUACAACAAAAAAUUAUACAAUAACUUAUCGAACAGUAGGAGAUAUAUGUACAAUUUACAUUAGUGCAUAAGAAGGUUUUACGAGUAAUAUAUUUACAGUAAUUAGUCUUAUUAGCAACUUUACAAUCUAGAAUCUAGAUUCCAGAUGAACAAUUUCGAACAAUAAAUACAAACUUAUUUGUCGACCAAAAGUGAAUUGCAUUUCGAAUAAAUAAAUUCGCAUUGAACCCGUA
Messenger RNA from Megalopta genalis, 1856 nucleotides. The record is from RefSeq and is a predicted model, not a curated record. Lineage: Eukaryota; Metazoa; Arthropoda; Insecta; Hymenoptera; Halictidae.